Molecule: messenger RNA, 819 nt
Organism: Cynocephalus volans (Philippine flying lemur)
Lineage: Eukaryota; Metazoa; Chordata; Mammalia; Dermoptera; Cynocephalidae
Product: IST1 homolog
Exons: 7
Coding region: 1-819 (272 amino acids)
Biological process (GO): protein transport
Source: RefSeq, a predicted model, not a curated record
AUGUUCAGCUCUACCUUCAAAGCUGAUCGCCUUCGGGUUAACCUGCAACUGGUUAUCAAUCGCCUAAAACUCCUGGAAAAAAAGAAAACUGAGCAGGCCCAGAAAGCAAGAAAGGAGGUUGCAGACUAUCUGGCUGCUGGGAAGGAUGAGCGAGCUCGGAUCUAUGUGGAGCAUAUUAUCCAGGAAGACUACCUUGUGGAGGCCAUGGAGAUUUUGGAGCUUUACUGUGACCUACUGCUGUCUCGGUUUAGCUUGAUUCAGGCCACAAAGGAACUAGAUUCUGGUCUGGCUGAAUCCAUAUCUACACUAAUCUGGGCAGCUCCUCGAUUGCAGUCACAGGUGCCUGAGUUGAAAAUAGUAUCUAAUCAGCUAUGUGCAAAAUACAGCCAAGAAUAUGGCCAGCUGUGUCGAACCAAUGAGAUUGGAACUGUCAGCUCUCGGCUAAUGUGUAAAUUGAAUGUGAAAACUCUACACCAGGUUCUAGUGGAACAAUAUCUUACAGAAAUUGCUAAGAACUAUGAUGUGCCCUAUAAAUCUAAGGCAACCAUUAUGGCUGAAGCCCCAGCAGACCUGGUCAGUACCGGAUUUACCGAGGAUGUCAAGAAAGAUGCCCUUGGCAGAGGAGGUGGUCCAGGAUUCAACCCUCAAACAUCUCCAAAGCCAGAAUCAAGAGCUAAGAUUGGUUUCGAUAACUUUAUGCUGCCUGACUUGUUUGACGUAAAACCUCAAGCAAGCCUAUCCAUUGACGCUUAUGAUUCCGAAGAAGUUGACUUUGAAGAUCUUAACCGGAGACUUGAAAUGCUGAAGAAAACAACAUAA